This is a messenger RNA of Parnassius mnemosyne (clouded apollo), 612 nucleotides long. NCBI's taxonomy places the organism in Eukaryota, Metazoa, Arthropoda, Insecta, Lepidoptera, Papilionidae. The record is from the annotation of a GenBank genome assembly.
CUGAACCAAAAUGAUGGUGUAAUAGCGUAUGUGCGCAGUGGUAUUGUGGCCUCUGCUAAAGAACCGGAUUGUUCAGAAGGCAACUGUUUGGUUCUGAAUAUUGAAGAAAGCUGUGUUGUUAUUUGUUCUUAUAGACCAACAGGUUUUCCGAAUCCUGCGAAUUAUCUUAAUUCUCUAGCGCGUAUUUUGAAAAACACACCUCAAAAUACUAUAAUACUUACUGGUGAUAUAAAUAUAAAUAUAUUGCCGGGAAACGUAUCUGUGAGUGGUGCAAGUUACAUAAGUCUCAUGGUCUACUAUGGCUUAGUUCAGGGUAUUGAUAAACCCACACGCUUGGAAUCAUGUAUUGACCACUUUAUGGUUAAAACGAAAACCGCUGCCGUUGAUGUAGAGCCAUAUUGGCCAGAUUUAUGCGCAAAGGCUUUGGAAGGUGUGAACGUGCGUGACCUCAUCACGAACAUCGGAUCUGGAGUUGGAGCUGUGCCUGCGGUUGGUGGUGCACCUACUGCUGCUUCAGCUGUAGCCCCGGCAGCAGAACUCGCCAAGGAAGAAAAAAAGGAGGAAGAACCUGAGGAGUCCGAUGAUGAUAUGGGCUUCGGUCUCUUUGACUAA